AUGUGUCAUGUUCUAGAACUGUUUACACGUGAACACUUAGCACAAGCAGCAAACGGGUUCUCAGAGUCAAACUUGCUGGGUCGAGGUGGUUUUGGCUAUGUCCACAAAGGAGUCCUCCCAGAUGGAAGAGUUGUCGCAAUAAAGCAGCUAAAGCCUGGAAGCCAGCAAGGAGAGCGUGAGUUCAAGGCUGAAGUUGAGAUCCUUAGCCGAGUUCAUCACAGAAAUCUUGUUUCCCUUGUUGGACACUGCUUUUCUGCAGCCGAGAGGACGAUGAUGCUUGUUUAUGAGUUUGUCUCCAACAAGACUCUAGAAUUUCACUUGCAUGGAAAAGGCAGACCAACUAUGGACUGGACAACAAGGAUGAAGAUUGCUAUUGGAUCUGCAAAAGGAUUGGCUUAUCUGCAUGAAGACUGCAAACCCAGAGUCAUACACAGUGACAUCAAGGCAGCCAACAUUCUUCUUAAUAAUGAUUUUGAGCCAAAGGUUGCAGAUUUUGGACUUGCCAAGUGUUUGUCAGACACUAAUACCCAUGUCUCUAAUCAAGCAGCGGGGACCUUUGGAUACAUAGCUCCAGAAUGUGUAGCUAUCGGGAAAAUCACAGAGAAGUCAGAUGUCUUCUCCUUCGGUGUCGUGCUUUUGGAGUUGAUUAGUGGACGGGAACCUCUCAGUAAGACUGAAUCUUUCACAGAUGGUAUGGUUGAUUGGGCAAGACCUUUACUGUUCCAAGCCCUGGAAAAUGGAAACUUUGAAGGUAUUGCUGAUCCAAGGCUGCAGAAUAAUUACAACCCAGAAGAGAUGAAUCGAAUGGUUGAUUGCGCUGCAAAUUGCGUGAGCCAUUCAGCCGGGCAUCGUCCUCGGAUGAGCCAGAUAGUUCAAGCUUUAGGGGGACAUAUUUGCCUGGAUGAUCUGGAUGAACAGAGUACACCGAGGAGUUAA
Messenger RNA from Prosopis cineraria, 936 nucleotides. Its product is annotated as proline-rich receptor-like protein kinase PERK1. The record is from RefSeq and is a predicted model, not a curated record. The transcript is spliced from 7 exons. Gene Ontology annotation, molecular function: ATP binding; protein kinase activity. Gene Ontology annotation, biological process: protein phosphorylation. NCBI's taxonomy places the organism in Eukaryota, Viridiplantae, Streptophyta, Magnoliopsida, Fabales, Fabaceae. Bases 1 to 936 code for a protein of 311 amino acids.